GAAAGUAACGUAUAUCCUUGCAGAUAUUAAUAUUUAUUUGCAAGAAAUGCAUUUGAUAUGUGUUCAAAUAGGACAAACUCAGAGAAUCGGAUACAUAUGUGUGACGUAAUAAAUAGUAUCAAGGGACUUUAUCGCAUCAUAAUUGGAUUUAAUAUCGAAGAUGAACGUGUCUUCUGCCGCGAUUGAUGACGUCAUAAACGUCACUCAAGAAUUCGUCGUCAACAUCUCUCAUAAGCAAAAUCAGACAGAGCUAGUGAUCUACAUCGCCUUUGAAGUUUGUAUCGCGUUGUUCGCUUUCGUCAACAAUGUUCUUGUCAUCAUAGCUUUAUGGAAAUUUCAAACUCUCAGGACGCCCACUAAUUGGUUCGUUGCCAGUCUCGCUGUAGCGGAUAUCGCUGUAGCGAUUUUUGCAAUUCCGAGUGCAAUAUUACUCAGAUUGGGUUUAUCUCUCAAGAAUGAUUGCGGAGCCGUUACUCAACCAUCAGUUAGUGAAGGAACGUGUUUAUUUAUUGUUUCAUCCGUUAUAUUUCUCACACAAGUCUCAGUGUUCAGUCUCCUCAUUAUCGCCAUUGAUAGAUUUAUUGCCAUCAGUUACCCACUCAGGUACGGAGUUUUUAUGACGUCAUUCAAGACUCGUGUGGGCAUCAUUGCAGCCUGGGCGUUUGGAGCUUUGAUAGGUGUCGCCCCGGAGCUGGGUUGGAACAAAUGGGCGGGAACAGAAGAUUCAAAUUGUGAAAGGCAGCGUUGCGCCUUCGAAGACGUUAUUAGCAUGGAGUACAUGGUCUACUUCAAUUUCUUCGGAUGUAUCUUGCUACCUCUACUAAUCAUGGGUGCUAUUUAUACUUAUAUAUUCCGGUCUGCAAAGAAUCAACUCAGGAAAAUAUAUUUUGACGUCAAAUCAUACAAGAAAAAAGUGAGAGACUCUCGUGCGCCUGGAGUGGCGGAUAACACAAGAAGUACAACUUCUAGCAUGAACUUUGACAUUAUAAAUGGUUCCCAUAGCAACAACAAGAAAAAGAAGAAAUCAAUUUUCAGAUUCUCUCGAACGCAACCUGGUGGUGAUAAAAUCGGGAAGUUUUCUUCGGAAAUAACGUCCGAAACUUUUGUCGACGAAUCCUCGUUCAUUGAACCAGAAACUUUUGGCGCAAAAUACUCAGAUUUGGCGGGAAAUCGCGAUUCAAAGUUACACCAGCUUGAAAAAAUAUCAGAAAAGGCGGUAAACUGUGACCUAUCAACACAUUUUACGCCCCAUCCCAAAGAAAUAUCAACCUCAAAUCCCGCAAUCCACGCCGAAGAAACAGAAAUAGCGGGAAAGUGCAAUUUGAACUCAAAAAGCGCGGGAAACGACGAAAAUCUACCUCAGUCAAACCACGACAAAAAUGGAAUCGCUAAAGUGAUUUCAUCGGAUAUUGAAUAUGGCGCAGAAAGACGAAAAAAAUUGGCCGAAAUGCGAAAACGUUUACAUGAACGAAGUGUUUCAUGUGAAGGGGAAAACGGGAACCUUGACUAUUACACGUCUCAGGAUGAAAUUUCUCAUGAAAGGCGCAACCACAGACUUCGAUGUAAAGCCCACUCGUUUUCAGCAUCAACGAAUACAAAACAUUUAUGCAACCAAUCAAAAGCAUCCUACAACCUUAAAGCCACGCCUCUUCAAAAACUAGCCAAUGGGGAGCUACCAUCUUCACUAAACUCCUCUCGUUCGACAAUAUACACUUCAGAACAUGGCGUGUGGACAACGUCAGAAUCUGGCAACGCUCACAGAAGAAUGAAACGUAAACGACAACUACUGAAGAAAGAAUUCAAAGCCGCAAGAAGUCUGGCAACAGUGGUUGGGUUAUUCGCCAUAUGCUGGCUUCCCUUACACAUCUUAAACUCUAUAACUCUAUUUUGCCCAGGCUGUUUUCAGCCUAACUGGCUAAAAGACCUUGCCAUAUUAUUAUCCCACGCUAACUCGCUAGUAAAUCCGUUGCUUUACGCUUACAAGCUGCGUGAUUUCAGAAACGCAUUCCGUAGGAUUCUAUCUCCAGUUUUCACUUCGAAAUUUUCUUCUGAGCGAGCUAUCCCGACCACGACGGUACAAACUCCAGGCGGUCUUUGCAAAAUGUGCUGCAUCAUUGCAUCUAAUAGUGACGUCAUAGACGAUUUUCCGUCAGACGAUAGAACAUUGACUUUCGAUUCGCCUUGGAAGAGCGGGAAUUCACACAAAGUUCACGUUGUGCGUCUAAAGACCUCGGAUAAUCGAAACACUAAUAAUAACAAUAGUAACGAUAAAUCAACGGGGAAUUCACCUAAAAAUUCCCCUGUGUUUUCAUUUUUUCGUAAAAGUACCAAGCGCGGCUUUUGUAAAAACGAAACCACCCGGAAUAGCACUGAUGUAACGUUACUGCCUCCGGAAUCGUUUGAAGAUUCCCAAUCUUCAAGCCGAUCACAAAAUGACAGUUUAUGUGACUCAAUAUCAUCGUCUAGCGAUCACAUUUUUAUUAAAAACAUGUCGCUUGAUGAUGAUAUUGAAACUUGUUUACUCAAUUCUCCAGAGACCACCGUUUGACGACGUAUUGCUCUAUUAUUAUAUUUGCUUCGCACUUUUAGGGUAAAAUGUCUUUGGCAAGUUUUCAGUCUCACUGGGUUUUGACAUUUCAGUUGGUGCAAUGACCUUGAUCGGGGAUGAGUCUCUAUUUCUUCUAAGAAACAUUGCUCUAAGAAAAUUCGAAAAAAAAAUAUUUGACUGUAUCCUUGUACCCAAAAUCCAGACCGUUCCUGAUGUUUUGUCGUGUUGAACGUGGGCCGGGUUUUCAAGUUUUUGCUAGUAUGAAGGUGGGAACCGCGGCCAUAUUAUGAAAUUUACCGAAUUAGGAGUUAGAAUUUGAACUUCUCAGAUUCGAGAGUUUUGUGGAAUCGGUGACGAUACAAAUAUCUCAAAGCAAAUUAUUCUUCUAUUCUUUUUAUUCUUCUAAUUGCAAUGUCUUGUCCUACCUCGAAUAUAAAAACC
Molecule: messenger RNA, 2989 nt
Organism: Styela clava
Lineage: Eukaryota; Metazoa; Chordata; Ascidiacea; Stolidobranchia; Styelidae
Biological process (GO): G protein-coupled adenosine receptor signaling pathway
Cellular component (GO): plasma membrane
Molecular function (GO): G protein-coupled adenosine receptor activity
Source: RefSeq, a predicted model, not a curated record